Papilio xuthus (Asian swallowtail) is the source of this 3272-nucleotide messenger RNA. RefSeq names its product Nuclear export mediator factor NEMF homolog Clbn (gene Clbn). Gene Ontology annotation, cellular component: RQC complex. The coding region runs from base 149 to 3133 and encodes 994 amino acids. The record is from RefSeq and is a predicted model, not a curated record. Lineage: Eukaryota; Metazoa; Arthropoda; Insecta; Lepidoptera; Papilionidae. Gene Ontology annotation, molecular function: ribosomal large subunit binding; tRNA binding. Gene Ontology annotation, biological process: rescue of stalled cytosolic ribosome; ribosome-associated ubiquitin-dependent protein catabolic process. The transcript has 19 exons.
AAGUACGUGAAUGUCAAUUGUCAUAUGUCAAUUAUCCAAGAACUUGCAUGAAAGCAAAACUGUAUUUUACUUGUUUCUUUUCAAAUACUUGAAUCAUCAAAGCAAAGCUGAUGUUUUAGAUUGAAGUACAUCAGGAAAAUCAAUCAAAAUGAAGACGAGGUUCAACACUUAUGAUAUAAUAUGCAUGGUAGCGGAGUUACAAAGAUUGGUGGGCAUGCGAGUCAACCAAGUAUAUGACAUUGACAAUAAAAUAUAUGUCAUAAGAUUCCAGCGUUCCGAGGAGAAAGUAGUGUUACUUUUAGAAUCAGGCAACAGGUUCCACACAACACAGUUUGAAUGGCCUAAAAAUGUUGCACCAUCAGGAUUCACAAUGAAGCUACGAAAACAUUUAAAGAACAAGCGUCUAGAGAGCAUAAGUCAGUUAGGUGUGGACCGUAUAGUAGCACUGCAAUUUGGCAGCGGAGAGGCUGCGUACCAUGUGGUUUUAGAACUAUACGACCGGGGUAACAUAGUACUUACUGAUUAUGAAUGGACCAUAUUAAAUGUACUACGACCACAUGUGGAAGGUGAUAAGAUAAGGUUUGCGGUAAAAGAAAAAUAUCCAUUAGACAGAGCGAAAACAGAUUAUUCAGCUCCCAAUGAAGAGGUGCUCAAAGAAAUAUUGUCUAAAAGCAAACCUGGUGACAAUUUGAAGAAAACACUUAAUCCUAAUCUUGAGUUUGGUGCAGCAGUAAUAGACCAUGUACUCUUAGAAAACGGACUAACAGGAAAUAUGAAAGUAAAUAAAGAACAAGGUUUCUUAGUAGACAGGGAUUUGGACAAAUUGGUAAAAGCACUGAAACAGGCAGAACAUAUGUUGGAUAGUGCAAAAAAUACAGUGGCCAAGGGUUAUAUAAUCCAGAGGAGAGAGGAACGGCCUGCUGCGGAGGGAGAGGCUAAGUUCCUCUUAACCAACCAGGAGUUCCAUCCUGUACUCUUUGCUCAGUACACGAACCAACCUUUUGUUGAACUUGAAACUUUUGAUAGAGCUGUCGAUGAAUUCUUCUCAGCGUUGGAAGGACAAAAGAUUGAUAUGAAGACAGUCCAAAUGGAGAGGGAGGCAAUGAAGAAGCUGCAGAACGUCCGCAAGGACCACGACAAGAGAGUGACAGAGCUGAGCAGAGUGCAGCAGGACGAUAGGAAGAAAGCGGAGCUGAUAUCUCGCAAUGAGACGCUGGUGGAGCACGCCAGGAUGGCCAUACAGACUGCGCUGGCCAACCAGAUGUCAUGGGACAAUAUUGGCUUGUUAAUAAAGACAGCACAAGACAACAAGGAUCCCAUCGCAUCCGUCAUAAAGCAGCUCAAACUGAACACCAACCACAUCACCUUGCUGCUCUCUGACCCUUAUGAUGAUCAGAGUGAUGAUGAUGAAGAUGAUGAUGAUAAGCUAGAUCUGAAACCGAUGCUGGUGGAUAUAGAUCUGUCUUUAACAGCAUUCGCUAAUGCCAGGAGAUACUACGACCAGAAACGCAACGCAGCAAAGAAACAGCAAAAGACAAUAGAAUCUGCAGACAAGGCGUUGAAGAGUGCGGAGAGGAAGACCAAGCAGACCCUGAAAGAGGUGCAGACCAUCAGCAGCAUCAGCAAGGCGCGCAAGACUUACUGGUUUGAGAAGUUCUACUGGUUCAUCUCCUCGGAUAACUAUCUUGUGAUAGCGGGUCGCGACCAGCAGCAGAACGAGGUGCUGGUGAAGCGUCACCUGCGCGCGGGGGACCUGUACGUGCACGCGGACCUGAGCGGCGCCUCCUCCGUGCUGGUGAAGGCGGCGGGCAGGGCGCAGCCUCCGCCCCGCACGCUCGCUGAGGCGGGGCAGGCUGCCGUCGGAUACAGCGUGGCGUGGGAGGCGAAGGUGCUGACACGUGCGUGGUGGGUGCAGGCACACCAGGUCUCCAAGUCCGCGCCCACCGGAGAGUACCUCACCACCGGCUCCUUCAUGAUCCGCGGCAAGAAGAACUACCUGCUGCCUGACCAUCUGCAGUUCGGGUUCAGCUUUAUGUUCAGGUUGGAAGACAGCUGCAUAGAGAGACACAGAGACGAGCGCAGAGCUGUCGCGCCGGAGGACGCAUCUGACGUCAUCUCUGACGUCACCUCCGCACAGGAUCAAGACGAGGAGAUCCUCGUAUCUGAUGAUGACGAACCGUCCGAUACUGAAGACAGUAAGAAAAUAAACAGACUCGAGUCGAUCACAGAAGAGACGACGCAGAUUAAAAUAGAAGACGCACCAGAGAGUGAGAAGGAGAGCAGAGAAGAGACGGUGGGAGAAGCAGAGAGCAGUGAUGAUGACUCUGAUAGUGGAGUACUGCACACACAUAUUAAGGUGGAUCACGGUACAGGAGAAGUUUUUACCGAAUCUAAAACAAGAACAAUAUCAGAAAUGUCUGAUACAAGUGAAGACAAAUUUACUUUCCCCGCGUUACCAAAGAUGACGAAGAAACCACAGAAGAGGGAAAAGAAAGUACCAGAACCAAAAGAACCAAAGAAAGAGGAGAAGAAGGAGACAUUGAAGAGAGGACAAAGAGGGAAGCUGAAGAAGAUACAGAAGAAGUACAAGAAUCAGGAUGAUGAGGACAGAGCUGUGAUGAUGGACAUGCUUCAGUCGUCAAAGGAAUCAAAAGAGUCAAAGAAAGCUCAGAAGAAGGCAGCAGCAAAGCCUUCGAAGAGCAAGGCGGGUCAGGCGCGUGCGCAGCGCAUCCCGCAACCCGCGCCGCUGCUGCUCGAGGCUGACUCUGAGGAGGAGAUCGAUCCUGAGAUUGAGCAAGUGGAGGGCGCUGAUGCUGCGGGCGCGGACACAGACGUGGAGCUGCUGGCUCAGCUGACAGGCUGCCCCUGUGCUGAAGACGAGCUGCUGUUUGCUGUGCCUGUUGUAGCUCCAUACUCCGCACUCGUCAACUACAAGUACAAAGUAAAGCUGACUCCGGGCACGAGUAAGCGCGGCAAGGCUGCUAAGACCGCGGUGCAAGUGUUCCUGAGGGACAAGUGCGGCUCCGCGCGGGAGAGGGACCUCCUCAAGGCUGUCAAGGAGGAGAACAUCGCCAGGAACUUCCCCGGAAAAGUGAAACUCUCCGCACCGCAGCUUCACAAACACAAGAAAUAAUUCUAUAACAUUAAAUUUUAAACAAUUUCUUGCAAUUUUUUAUUAUUUAACGUUUAAAAUGUCCGUACAAUAAGUUAAACGAAGUCCAAACUGUUUUUUCAAAUAAAUAAUAAUUAUUUUCUGUUAAUAAAAUCUCUUG